AACUGAAAUCAAACGCAUUGUUCACACGAAAAGAAACAUCCAAACCAGAAGAAGACAAAAAUAGAAUAAAAGCUUAAAAAUAUGGCGGGGCGGGGCAAGGACAAAAGCUAUUGGCUGCUGAAAACGGAGCCGGGGGAGUGGUCGUGGGAGGAUCAGCGGGGGUCCGACGAGGGGGUCUCCAAAUGGGACGGCGUGCGGAACAAGCAGGCGCAGAAGUACAUGAAGCAGAUGCGCGCCGGCGACCUCUGCUUCUUCUACCAUUCGGGAUCGGGACCCAAAUCUCGAUCCGUGGUGGGCGUCGUCGAGGUGCUGCGCGAGUGGUACGCCGACGGCGACGGCGGUGCGGUGGAGGUGAAGGCUGUGGGAGAGAUGGAGAGGAGGGUGGAGUUAGGGGCGAUGAAGAAGGAGAUAAAGGCGCCGGAGUUUGCGCUUUUCCGGCAGCCGCGGCUGUCGGUGGUGCCGGUCGAGAAAGGCGUGUGGGACAUGGUCUGCGAAAUGGGCGGCGGCUAUGUGGCUGUGGACGAAGGCGAGGGAGGGACUGAAUGAAUGUAAUGGGAGUGCAGGGAAGGUGUUCGAUGAAUUGCCUCAAUGGAAAUAUUUUGAGAUAUUUUGAGUGCAUUUUGAGCAAAAAGAUAUUUUUGGUCUCAUUCCAUAUUAUCAUUAUCAAUAUUAGUUUCAAAAUAUAUUUUUUUGUUAAUUUUGAUCUCAUUCAAACAUAAAUUUAUUAAAAUAUGGCCGUGAAUAUAGUAUAGGAUA
This is a messenger RNA of Andrographis paniculata, 756 nucleotides long. RefSeq lists its product as uncharacterized. Gene Ontology annotation, cellular component: nucleus. The coding region runs from base 82 to 546 and encodes 154 amino acids. NCBI's taxonomy places the organism in Eukaryota, Viridiplantae, Streptophyta, Magnoliopsida, Lamiales, Acanthaceae. The transcript has a single exon. The record is from RefSeq and is a predicted model, not a curated record.